Messenger RNA from Colletotrichum gloeosporioides, 690 nucleotides. Its product is annotated as 3alpha-hydroxy bile acid-CoA-ester 3-dehydrogenase 1/3. Lineage: Eukaryota; Fungi; Ascomycota; Sordariomycetes; Glomerellales; Glomerellaceae. The record is from RefSeq and is a predicted model, not a curated record. The transcript has 2 exons. Bases 1 to 690 code for a protein of 229 amino acids.
AUGACUGUCAUACAUACACGAUCCUCAGUCCCUCACAGCGUGCAACCUAGCUCCUCUCAUGCCAGUCGUUUAUUAAGUAUCUUGUCUCUUCCGCUUACGAUCGUUUUGGUGACCGGUGGCAACCACGGCAUAGGUAUCAAAGUCGCCAAGAUGUUGCCAGCCGAGAAUUUAGCCGACCAUGUAGUCAUUACUGGGCGGCGAAAAGAUGCGAUUGAGGAAGCUGCCCAAGAGCUUCAACUUAAAGGAAACUCUGUCGAGCCGCUAGUUCUUGAUUUAACCUCAGAUACGUCCAUUCAUGAAGCAGUGGCUUACCUGUCCAACAAGUACGGCUUCCUCGAUGUCUUGAUCAAGAAUGCAGGCAUCAGCGGCAACUCGCCAAUGGGACCAUGGGCGCGCAACGAGUGGCUGAAGGUGAUCGACACCAAUGUAUUUGGCACCUUCGCCACCAAGCGGAUUGUAUUUGUGUCGUCAGAACUCGAUAGCCUCGCAUUGAAGACCGAAUUAUCAAAGGCAUUCGUGCUUCCGUACAAGGUAUACGCCGCCAGCAAUACAGCGCUGAACAUGAUGGCUGUCAAUCUUGCCGCGCAGUAUGCACAGGAUCUCACAUGGAAAACCAACCUUGUCGAGGCGAUUGCGGGACCAGAUUUCCCGACUUUCAAGGACCUCAAAGCGCCGCAGCGGGUGCUGUGA